AUGGCACUUGGUCAAAGACGAGCAUUAGUAAUUGGCAACGACGAGUAUCAUACACAAUCGCGAUUGAGAAAUGCUGUCAAUGAUGCCCAUGGUGUAACACAAGCUUUAAGAGCUUUAAAUUUUCAUGUGAAGUAUGAAACCGAUCUGAAUGGUGGUGUAUUGGAAAACAACGCUGGACAGUUUGUAUCGAAUGUACACCAAGGUGAUACGGUUUUUUUUUACUUUUCUGGCCAUGGUCUUCAAUAUGAAAACAGAAACUAUUUGGUUGGAGUUAAUGCAGGGCAAUUGACAUCAGCCAAUUUUCGACCGUAUUGUUUAGGCGCGACAAGGCUUCUCGAAAACUUAGUAGCAAAACAUCCACGCACGAUCAUAUUCAUUCUUGAUUGUUGUCGAAACAAUCCAUUCGUCCGCUAUAACGAUGCAAUGAACGGUCAUGAUAGAUCAUCUGGUUUUAAACAUGGCCUUGCUAAAAUGGAAUUCGAUGCGCCUACUCAUAAAAGUGUCAAUCAACGACGACCAGCUAUUCGAAUAAUAAUCGGCUUUGCUUGUGCAUCAGGUGCAACUUCACGUGAUCGAUCACUGCAUGAUGGUAGAGGCAUGUACGGAUACCAUUUAGUGGCACAAUUAACAAGACGAACGAAUAUAACAAAAAUAUUAAAACAAGUACGGACCGCUGUUAUACGCGACUCUCAAAGUACACAAAUACCAUACGUACACGAUAAUGGACAUGAACCCGAACACUUAUCAGAUGCGAGUGAUGGCUUUGAAAGUAACUAA
Messenger RNA from Rotaria sordida, 777 nucleotides. NCBI's taxonomy places the organism in Eukaryota, Metazoa, Rotifera, Eurotatoria, Philodinida, Philodinidae. The record is from the annotation of a GenBank genome assembly.